Messenger RNA from Paramecium tetraurelia, 1239 nucleotides. RefSeq lists its product as uncharacterized. Gene Ontology annotation, biological process: cytoplasmic translational initiation; biosynthetic process. The transcript has 2 exons. Lineage: Eukaryota; Ciliophora; Oligohymenophorea; Peniculida; Parameciidae. Gene Ontology annotation, molecular function: guanyl-nucleotide exchange factor activity; translation initiation factor activity. The record is from RefSeq and is a predicted model, not a curated record. Gene Ontology annotation, cellular component: guanyl-nucleotide exchange factor complex; eukaryotic translation initiation factor 2B complex.
AUGCAAGUCAAAUAUCAAGCAAUCAUUCUCGGAGGGGGACAACAAGCAGGAAGCAUGCUCUUCCCACUCUGUUAAGAUUACUCAAAAGGUCUCUUGCCAAUUUGCAAUAAACCAAUGAUUCUCUACUAAUUGGAUGUCUUAGAGUCUGUUGGAUUUGGACCACAGGACAUUCUAUUAUUGAUAACUAGAAAUCAUCAAGCUGUGGGUGAUUUAGUUUAGAGAAGAGCAGAAGUAGUUUAUGUUAGUGAUGAUUCUGAUUCAGGAUCUGCUUUGUUGGAAUCAUGUGAAAAAAUAAAGAAGGAUUUCAUACUUCUAUCAUGUGACACCAUGAUAGGAGCCAACAUCUUAAAUUUGUUGGAUUUUCAUUACUCAACCAAAGCCACCAUUACAUGCAUGAUGAAAGAGGAAGACCUAGAUAAAAAAUAAGGAAGGGCUCCCAUCUCUUGCAAUUUAAAUGAAUCCUUCGAUAUUAUGUUUAUUGGCUCAGAUCAUAGUUUAUUACACAUCAUCAAUCAAGAAGAUGAUGAUUAAGCUAGUCUUUCAGUCAGUCGAAAUGUGCUACUGAGUUGUGAGAGUGUGUAAAUAAUGACCAAUUUAUUUGAUACUCACAUCUACGUUUGUCAAUAUGAAGUGUUGGAAUUGUUCUUAAAUCUCAAUAAGUAAAAAUUAGAAAUUUAAAAUUGGAAAGAAGAAUUCCUACCCUACAUCGUUAAACAUCAAAAGAAUGUGAAUUUACUAAAUUUAAUAGCCAAAAAGCAAUAAAAUCUUUUCCAUGAAAGAAAAUAAUAGCAAUUUUCAAUUAAAGUCUUCAUUACCUAAGAUUAUGCAAGAAGACUCAACAAUAUCAAAGAUUAUCAAUAAGCCAAUUUCGAAAGUAUGAUUAAGGGAAACAAAGGGAUUCCCCUUUAUCAAGGAGUCCAAGACUUCCAAUUGCAAUACCCUCAAGAUGCUCGUAUUAGUCCUGACUCAGUCAUUGGGGAGGGUACUAGGAUUGGCAAUAAGGUAACCAUAUAAAGAUCAAUCAUUGGGAAAAAUUGUACAAUUGGUGAUCAUGUUAAAAUCAGCAAUUCCAUUAUUAUGAAAAAUGUAGUAAUAAAUUCUAAUUGCAUAAUCCAACAUUGUAUUUUGUCGAAUGAAUCUGCAGUUGGGCAUGCGACAGAAUUGAAUAAAUGCAAUUUGGGCAAUCUAGCAUCUGUUGAACCCAAUCAAAAGUUGGUGGAUGAAUGUAUAAUUAGGUGA